Ceratotherium simum simum (southern white rhinoceros) is the source of this 3156-nucleotide messenger RNA. The record is from RefSeq and is a predicted model, not a curated record. Lineage: Eukaryota; Metazoa; Chordata; Mammalia; Perissodactyla; Rhinocerotidae.
GGGAGGGGAGGUGGGCUGAGGGGCAAGACCGGGAGGAAAGAGAGAGAAAGGCAAGACUGGAGGGGAGCCAGCCAUGCUUAUGCUAACAACAGCCAAGAAGUGCUGGCCGAGCCUGCUGAGAAAGCUAGGAGAAAGAGGAAAAUCAAGCAGGAGGCCAAGGCUCCCAUAAGCAGGGACCUCCAUCUGAAGUUAACAGAAAUUCCAUGGGAUCCUGCCAAUAUGCCCUCCAAAUGGGAAAGACAAGGCUUUUUCCCCGGCAGCUAAGGCUCAAACCAUGAAUUACGUUGGGCAGUUGGCGGGCCAGGUGUUUGUCACCGUGAAGGAACUCUACAAGGGGUUGAAUCCUGCCACCCUGUCUGGAUGUAUCGAUAUCAUCGUUGUCCGCCAACCCAACGGGACCCUUCAGUGCUCCCCCUUCCACGUCCGCUUUGGGAAGAUGGGCGUCCUGCGCUCCCGAGAGAAAGUGGUUGACAUAGAAAUCAAUGGGGAAUCUGUGGAUUUGCACAUGAAAUUAGGAGAUAAUGGAGAAGCCUUUUUUGUUCAAGAGACUGAUAAUGAUCAGGAAGUGAUCCCCACGCACCUGGCCACCUCCCCGAUCCUGUCAGAAGGAGCCUCGCGCAUGGAGUGCCAGCUGAAAAGGAACUCUGUAGAUAGGAUGAGAAGCCUGGACCCCAGCACCUCAGCCCAAGUCUUACCUCCCAGUGAGACCCCUUCAAGUAGUUCUUUAGUGAAGAAGAGACGAAAAAGGAGGAGAAAGUCCCAGCUGGACACCCUGAAAAGGGAUGACAACAUGAACACGUCUGAGGAUGAAGACAUGUUUCCCAUAGAGAUGAGCUCCGAUGAGGAGACAGAACCGCUGGACAGCAGUAGAACUCUUUCUAAUGAUAUACCUCCAUUCCAAGAAGAUAUUCCUAAGGAAAACCUCUCCUCAGUUAUGACUUAUCCUCAGUCAGCGUCGUACCCUAAUUCCGAUAGAGAGUGGUCACCCAGUGCCAGUAGCCUGAUAGAUUGCAAAAGGACUCCCCUCCAUCUGGCAGUUGCGGCUGAGGGAGGUCUUUCUAGUUCUUGCCCUCCACAGUCUUCCCACUUCCGUGCUUCAGACAGUCCUUCAGGUUCCCGACCUUCGACACCUAAAAGUGAUUCUGAAUUGGUCAGUAAGCCCACAGAUAGGACGAUGCAGAAGAGUAACCUAGAAAUGCUCUGGCUUUGGGGAGAAUUGCCACAAGCUACAAAGUCAUCUCCACAUAAGAUGAAAGAGUCCAGCCCGCUGAGCAGUAGAAAAAUCUGUGAUAAGAUGCACUUUCAGGCCAUCCAUAGUGAAUCUUCAGAUGCGCUUAGUGACCAGUCGCCGACGCUGACCAGGGGGCCUCCUGUGCAGCUGCUUUUGGAGCAGAACAAGUCUCAGACGGAGAUGCAAUUUGUGAAUGAAGAGGACGUCGAGGCCUUAGGAGCAGCAGCCCUGCCUUUCCCUACGACCGAAGAGCCCAAACCCCUCUCUGCCAGCGCAGCCCCGGCAGUGAGCAAGACGGAUUCUCCUUCUAGGAAAAAAGACAAACGAAGCCGACACCUUGGUGCUGACGGCGUCUACUUGGAUGACCUCACGGAUAUGGAUCCUGAAGUGGCUGCGUUGUAUUUUCCCAAAAACGGAGAUCCUUCUGGGCUUGCGAAACAUGCCAACGACAACGGAGCCCGCUCAGCCAACCAGUCCCCGCAGUCCGUGGGCAGUUCUGGCAUUGACAGUGGUGUGGAGAGCACCUCGGACGGCCUGAGGGACCUGCCAUCCAUUGCCAUCUCCCUCUGCGGGGGCCUCAGCGACAACAGGGAGAUAACCAAAGAUGCGUUUUUGGAACAAGCUGUGUCCUAUCAGCAGUUUGUGGACAACCCUGCCCUCAUCGAUGACCCCAAUCUUGUGGUGAAGAUCGGGAAUAAAUAUUAUAACUGGACAACAGCAGCACCUCUGCUCCUGGCAAUGCAGGCCUUCCAGAAACCUCUGCCAAAGGCCACUGUGGAAUCUAUCAUGAGAGAUAAGAUGCCCAGAAAGGGAGGAAGAUGGUGGUUUUCAUGGAGGGGAAGAAAUACCACAAUCAAGGAGGAGAGUAAGCCAGAGCAGUGCUUGGCUGGAAAGAGCCACAGCACCGGGGAGCAGCCGUCACAGCUUAGCAUGGCCACCAGAAUAAAGCAUGAAUCAUCCUCCAGUGAUGAAGAGCACGCAGCUGCCAAGCCAUCAAGCUCAAGCCACCUCCCUCUGUUGUCCAGUGUCAGCUACAAGAAGACCCUCCGACUCACUUCAGAGCAGCUGAAAAGCUUAAAGUUGAAGAAUGGCCCCAAUGACGUGGUUUUCAGCGUCACCACACAGUAUCAAGGCACGUGCCGCUGCGAGGGCACCAUCUACUUGUGGAACUGGGACGACAAAGUCGUCAUUUCUGAUAUCGAUGGAACAAUCACGAGAUCAGAUACUCUUGGCCACAUUUUGCCCACCCUUGGGAAGGACUGGACCCACCAGGGCAUUGCUAAGCUGUACCAUAAAGUGAGCCAAAAUGGAUAUAAGUUUCUCUACUGCUCUGCGCGUGCCAUCGGGAUGGCGGACAUGACGAGGGGCUAUUUGCACUGGGUCAACGAGAGGGGCACCGUGCUGCCUCAGGGGCCACUGCUGCUGAGCCCGAGCAGUCUCUUUUCCGCCUUGCACAGAGAAGUGAUUGAAAAGAAACCAGAAAAGUUUAAAGUCCAGUGUUUGACAGACAUCAAAAACCUGUUUUUUCCAAAUACAGAACCCUUUUAUGCUGCUUUUGGAAACCGACCGGCUGAUGUGUAUUCAUACAAGCAAGUAGGAGUGUCUCUGAACAGAAUAUUUACUGUCAAUCCCAAAGGAGAACUCGUACAGGAGCACGCAAAGACCAACAUCUCCUCGUACGUGAGACUCUGUGAAGUGGUCGACCACGUUUUCCCGUUGCUGAAAAGAAGCCACUCUUCGGACUUCCCCUGCUCAGAUACCUUCAGUAAUUUCACCUUUUGGAGAGAGCCACUGCCACCUUUUGAAAACCAGGACGUUCAUUCUGCCUCAACGUAAAAUGUCCCAGGCAGCCUCCUGACAUCAUGCGACGACUGGGCACCCCCAUUAAAGGGUAGAUUUUGGGAGCCGUGGAGAGGAGCUCGGGA